Myotis daubentonii (Daubenton's bat) is the source of this 3282-nucleotide messenger RNA. RefSeq names its product STY kinase 1 (gene STYK1). The record is from RefSeq and is a predicted model, not a curated record. Gene Ontology annotation, biological process: cell surface receptor protein tyrosine kinase signaling pathway; multicellular organism development; positive regulation of kinase activity. Gene Ontology annotation, molecular function: transmembrane receptor protein tyrosine kinase activity; ATP binding. NCBI's taxonomy places the organism in Eukaryota, Metazoa, Chordata, Mammalia, Chiroptera, Vespertilionidae. Gene Ontology annotation, cellular component: signaling receptor complex; plasma membrane.
AUUGUAAAUUCUAUGUGGGCAGAUAACGUAACUACCUUGCUCACCUCUGCAUCCCCUGGUACGGAGAGUAUUUCAAAAGCAUAUGUUAAUGAUGAGUUACCUAAUUCUGGGAUUUUUAGUUCCACUUAUUCCUCAUCGAUUCCCUCCUGCCAUAGCAGUGGUCAGACUAUUUGGUACACCCAGCAACAACUCGGUUGCGAUUGUCCCCGGUGGGACUAAUCAAGCUGAAUGUCAAAUCCUGACCAUUUUCAGCACCAACGAAGGCAGCUGCGUUGGGGGCGGACCUGAGGUGGCACUGUUGCGCUUCAUCAGGAUUUAGCAGUUUCACGCGGAAGGAGGUUUGCUUUUAUACCUAUCAAUCAAUCACUCGGGAAGGAAAUGAGUAUGGAGGUCAGCAACAAGGCCAGCUUUCACAGUUACAGCAGAGGUUUCCCGCAGGCUAGUGUGAGGCGAGCCUCAGAAACCUCAGUGCCCACAGACUUCCCUUGUGGGAAGCCCGCCCAAACUCCAUCCUUCGCCGGCAGCCACGCCCCACAGGGAAGGAGGGACUGAAAAGCAUUUCCUUGAGGCUGGCACACCUUGCCCUACCCAAACCGGUCAUUUUUUUUUUUCUUUCUUUCUUUCUUCCUGGCUGGGCCAGUUCAUCUGAAACCAGAGUGACCGGAGGAGGGACACGGAUCCUUGUGGUGACAUUGGACUCAAUGGGGAAUCCAGGAUAGCCUUCCUAUUUUAAGAACUACUCAGUCCUUGUGAACUAUUCUCAGCCAUGUUCUGUGCAUACUCUGUGGAUCAAGCGUAGGAGUGGACAGCUGUGUGGCAAUGGGAGAGGAGAAGGCCAUGACACAAAUGCUAAAGGAAUGCAGUCUCAGUGACAAAUUGUGUAUUGUCUGGCACCAGCAGUAUGAAAUCAUCAUCAUCCCAGCCUUUCUGGUUGGUGCCACCCUCAUCAUUCUUGGGGUCAUCCUGUGGCUUUUUAUCAGAGAAAAAAGAGCUCAACAACAGUCUCCUGGACUCCAAGGCAUUGCUCCGGUGCCUCCAUUUAGGGGCCAAAACGGGGAAGCAGGAGGACAUGAAGGAAGUGUAGUUGUGCCACUUGAGGAGACAUCAGUGGAAAGCCUUCUACAAACAUCCACACAUGCCCUGGCUAAGCUGCAGAUACCCCGGGAGCAACUCUCUGAAGUUCUGGAGUGGAUCUACAAUGGUAGUUGUGGGGCCAUCUAUCGAACCAAGUUGUACCCUGGGGACCCAGCUAAGUCCAAGGACAUUGUCCUCAAGGUUUUAAAAGAACCAGCCAGGCUCCAUGAGAUACAGGAUUUCUUAGGGCAAAUCCAAUUCUAUCAGUACCUGGGGAAGCACCAAAACCUGGUACAGCUGGAAGGCUGCUGCACAGAAAGAGAGCCGCUCUAUAUGGUGUUGGAGGAUGUCGCCCAGGGGGACCUGCUCAGCUUUCUCUGGACCUGUCGCCGGGAUGUGAUGACCAUGGAUGGCCUUCUCUAUGAUCUCACUGAAAAACAAGUAUAUCACAUUGGGAAGCAGGUUCUAUUGGCUUUGGAAUUUCUUCAGGAUAAACAUCUGUUCCAUGGGGAUGUGGCAGCCAGAAAUAUUCUGAUCCAAUGUGACCUUACCGCUAAGCUCUGUGGACUGGGCCUGGCUUAUGAAGUCCACACCCAAGGGGCUAUCACCUCUACUCGCACUGUGCCCCUCAAGUGGCUUGCCCCAGAAAGGCUACUGCUGAGACCAGCCGGCAUCAGAGGAGACAUCUGGUCCUUUGGUAUCCUGCUUUAUGAGAUGGUGACUCUAGGGGCACCACCAUAUCCUGAAGUCCCUCCUGUCAGCAUUCUACAGCAUCUGCAGAGAGGGAAGAUCAUGAAGAGACCCAGUAGCUGCACACAAACCAUGUAUAGUCUUAUGAAAUCCUGUUGGCACUGGAAAGAGGACAAACGCCCUUCAGUUAGAGAAUUAUGCUCACGCCUAGAAGCUGCCUCUCGAACUGCAGAUGACAAAGCUGUGUUGCAGGUACCAGAGUUGGUGGUGCCUGAACGGUAUGCAGCUGUGGCAGGCAUCAGCGUAAAGAGCCUCUCCUACAGCUACAGCGUCCUUUGAAGAUCCUGGGGCAAGAAACAUUUAUGUGCGAUCAUAUACCCUUGGAAAUCCUCUAAGGAGAGAGGACGGACUUUCUAGUGGGACAUAAAGGAAGAAGUGGGACAUGGAGCUGGAUCUCCCCCUAUAUAUUUUCCUAGAUAUGUGAAAUGAUGCUGGGUGAGACUCUCCACACCAGAGUAGAGGAAAAACAGUUUCAUUUAUGUUGUCCCAAAUCCUAAAGAGUCAGGGUAGAAGUGGUAGAUAAUGUCACUGCAAAGGAGGUUUUAUAAAUCUGAAAAAAAAUUUUUUCGCAGGGGGGUAUGGCACAAAUAAGCUGGUACAUCCUACCACUGGCUAGUUUCCUCCUGAAACAUGCUUUUAUCUAGACUAUUAUAAGGUCCAGAGAAAUUAGAAUCACAUGAGGAAAUAGAAAGCCCCAAAAGGAAUUGAUGAGAAAGAAAAUUAAAGGUCCUAUUUGCUCAGGGAUAUAGACGUGAACCAAGGUCAUCCUUCAAAGAGAAGGUGGAGGGAAGACAUAAAGUUCCACAGUAAUGAUCCCUUCAUGCAGGGCUAGAGGAGAACCACGAAGGAAGAUUUCCGAGUUUCCCCUGGGUACAGGUAAGAGAAAGAUGGCCCCUUUUAUCUAAUGCUGAGGUAAGUGAACUCUGUUUAUGCUAUUUUUAACCAGAAGAUGGAGAGGUCAUUUUAUGAUUAAGAGCAUUCAAUAUAUAUUGUUGAUCAGGCUUGCUUCCUGGUCCCUAUAAGAUUAAGGAGACUGAGCCUAGAGUCAGUUAGGAACAUGAAUGAUAUACUGUGUGUGUUUAAUAAAUAUGAAAGGUGGAAACCAAGUAAGAAUACUUAGUAGGCCAGGUCUUUAUCAAGGCCUCGCAAAGUAUAUUCAAGAUAGAAGGAUAAUAGUUUCUGAUUUCAAUUAUCCAUUGAUUCUGUGAAACUUAUUCCAUUAAAUUAAUAUUUAUUGAGUGAAAGUAGGCUCUUCAGAUAUACAACUGCCAGAAUCUCUAUAGUAGGAAGGAUAAAAGUGAAUGAAAGAUAGAAAAAUUAAAUAAUCUACAUUGUCUGAAAAAGGAUGAAAUGGGUAUAAUACUUACCUCACAGGGUUGUUGUGAGGACUGAAGGAGAAUAAGUAUUUAUAUGAUAUCUGGCACAUAAUGUAUGCUCAAUAAAUGUUAGUUUCCUUUC